AUGUUCAGCUUCGCCAACAAAAUGCUGAACGCCCUCGUGGGCAACGAGGAGCCCACGUCAGGCACAGCGACUGGCACCAGUGUGCCAGGAGUGGCCCGCCCUCAAGGCCCAGGCCUCCCAAGGAUGGGGGCGCCUGGCGGACCUCGUGCACCAAUGCCUGUGCUCCGGGCGCCUCAGGUGGUUCGGUCGGGCCAGGUGGCCCCAUGGCCCCAGGCGGUGCGAUGGGGCCCGGGACGGCGAUGGGCCCGAUGGGGCCCGGGACGGCGAUGGGGCCCGGGACAGCGAUGGGGCCCGGGACGGCGAUGGGGCCGGGCGGGAUGGGGCGGCGGGCCGGGCGGGCCGGGCGGGCCGGGCGGGCCCGUGGGUUCGAUGGGUCCGGGCGGAGCGGGGAUGCCCGGGGGGCCGCCCGGACCCAACGUCGGCGGAGGACCCAUGGGGCUCAACGGCCCCGGCGGCCCCGGCAUGAACCGGCCGCCGGGGCCAGGCAUGGGACCAAGACCCCCGGGCCCCCCCGGUAUGCCCGGACCAAUGGGACCAAGGGGCCCGCGACCCGGAAUACGAGGAAUGCCGCCGGGCAUGGGCCCAGGAGGGCCCCCCCGCGGCAUGCCCCCCGGCGGCCCUCGCGGCAUGCCCCCGGGGAUGGGGCCCCUCGGACCACGUGGAUUACAGAUGAACGGCAUGGGGGUCCCCCGAGGACCGCGGCCCGGGAUGAUGGGCCCCGGCGGGACCCGCGGACAGGCGCCAGGACCUGCUGGCCCGGGAGGAACCAGCUCGCCGGCCCACAUGGGUAAGUCGCUCGAGGGCGGCCCGCGCCCACGCCCUCGGGUCACGGCGGCCGCGCCCGUGGCUCCCGACGGGUUCAGGUGGAUAGCUCUCGGCAGGGAGGCCCUUAGGUCGCUCUCCCUCAGGGAAGCCUUGUCCGGGGGGUUUGUUUACGUCCGGGAGGAAUCCCUCGGAAGCGUCAGGUUCCUCGGAGAGUGA
Molecule: messenger RNA, 981 nt
Organism: Penaeus vannamei (Pacific white shrimp)
Lineage: Eukaryota; Metazoa; Arthropoda; Malacostraca; Decapoda; Penaeidae
Source: RefSeq, a predicted model, not a curated record